UUUUACUAAUUUUGCAAUCUUAAAAAUAUUAUAGCUAAACUCAUUGUUCAUCAAAGCUUAUCACUAACUUAAUGGACAUGUGUCAAGUCCUAGCUGCACCCAUUAACUCAUUGUUAAUGGACAUGUGUAUAUAUAUAUAUACACACGCAUAAAUAUAUAUAUAAGCCAAUCAGUUAUAGCUGCACAGAAACAGGGAGGAGUUGUUAAAGCAUGAGGAUGGUGGAGGUGAAGAAUGCGGCGACGGCGAGCAGCCCGUUCGAACGGGUGGCGAGGAUGGCGAGCGGGAAUGCGGUGGUGGUGUUCAGUGUUAGCAGCUGCUGCAUGUGCCACGUGGUGAAGCGGCUGCUGCUGGGUCUGGGCGUCGGCCCCACCGUGUACGAGCUCGACCAACUCGACAAGGCCGGUAGCUGCGAGAUCCAGGCCGUGCUGGAGCACCUUCUCGCCGCCGGGGUCGCCACUGGAGGUGCCGGGUGUUCCAGUACGCCAACGGCCCCCAGCGCCACAGCCGUCGCCGUGCCUGCCGUGUUCGUGGGUGGGAAGCUGCUCGGCGGUGUGGAGAAGGUGAUGUCCUGCCAUAUUAAUGGCUCGCUCGUGCCCCUUCUCAAGCAAGCCGGUGCUCUAUGGCUUUAA
Molecule: messenger RNA, 630 nt
Organism: Zingiber officinale
Lineage: Eukaryota; Viridiplantae; Streptophyta; Magnoliopsida; Zingiberales; Zingiberaceae
Product: glutaredoxin-C9-like
Exons: 1
Coding region: 211-630 (139 amino acids)
Source: RefSeq, a predicted model, not a curated record